Molecule: messenger RNA, 668 nt
Organism: Amoebophrya sp. A120
Lineage: Eukaryota; Dinophyceae; Syndiniales; Amoebophryaceae
Source: the annotation of a GenBank genome assembly
AUGGCAGUCUUGAAUCUCUCGUCAGUCUUUGCGCUCCCCGCAAAAUUGCGAUCGCCGCACUCAUCUGCACUAGCCCUAGCUCCAUUGUUUUCAUCCAGGCCAGCCGGGCUCCUCUCCUGUAUGACACUGCCAGCGUCUUCUUCUGGGUCUGGACUAGUCAAUGUGCGCUACACAAACUGCACACCAGCGGCUAGCGCCUUUUCUCACCAGCAAACCCGCUUCGUUCGGACCAAGGGUGUUUUGAAGCUCCACUGCUCGGAGUGCCGGUACGUGAUCAAGCGACGGAAUGUCCCAAUUCUCGGCGUCGAUUGCAACGCCAACGUGCGCCACAAGCAGCUGAUGACGAACCCGCCGAAACAGUCACGGCCGGUGCCGGACUGGUUGGAGCCCUGGUUGGAGGGACACCAGCUGCCCAGGCACCCCCGGUGGAAAAUGGAUUUCACCUCGGCGUACUUCACCAAGGCGAAAUACAGGAACACGCACUACUAGUUUUUCCGAAAUUUAGCAACUAGAACUCUGAAGAGACAGACGAAAGUAAAAAGCAUCGGAGGCACUUAGUUCCACUUAUAUCCUGUUUGCACUUGUUGAAGUCGGAUUGUGUGACUCUUUUCGAGUGGUUGCGGUCUAUCCUCGUGGUUGGUGUUAGCCACUACACAGGCGAACUUGAU